Molecule: messenger RNA, 1438 nt
Organism: Emiliania huxleyi CCMP1516
Lineage: Eukaryota; Haptophyta; Isochrysidales; Noelaerhabdaceae
Gene: RPE2
Product: Ribulose-5-phosphate 3-epimerase
Exons: 3
Coding region: 13-798 (261 amino acids)
Biological process (GO): pentose-phosphate shunt; carbohydrate metabolic process; pentose-phosphate shunt, non-oxidative branch
Cellular component (GO): cytosol
Molecular function (GO): metal ion binding; D-ribulose-phosphate 3-epimerase activity
Source: RefSeq, a predicted model, not a curated record
CGAUCUUUGUCGAUGCUCGCUUCCUUCGCGGCGACGACUGGGCUCACGCUCGGCGGCCGGGCCGCCGCCCCCGUGGCGCCGCGCUCCGGCGUCCGGAUGGCGUCGAAGUACACCAUCGCGCCCUCCAUCCUCUCGGCUGACUUUGCUCGCCUCGGAGAGGAGGUUGAGAAUGUGCUUGCUGCUGGCGCCGACACGGUCCACUUCGACGUGAUGGACAACCACUACGUGCCCAACCUGACCAUCGGCCCGAUGGUGUGCAGCGCCCUGCGCAAGUACGGCAUUGAGGCGCCGAUUGACGUCCACCUGAUGGUUUCGCCGGUCGACAAGAUCAUCGGCGAGUUCGCGGACGCGGGCGCCUCCUUCAUCACCUUCCACCCGGAGGCGACGGAGCACGUCGACCGGUCGCUGCAGCUCGUGCGCGCCGCCGGCUGCAAGUCCGGCCUCGUCUUCAACCCGGCCACCUCGCUCGACGUCCUCAAGUACGUGAUGGACAAGGUCGACAUCGUGCUGCUCAUGUCUGUCAACCCGGGCUUCGGCGGCCAGAAGUUCAUCCCGGGCACGCUCGACAAGCUGCGCGAGGCGCGCAAGAUGAUCGACGAGUCGGGCUUCGACAUCUCGCUCGAGAUUGACGGCGGCGUCGGCCCGGCAAACAUCAAGGAGGUUGCCGAGGCUGGCGCGGACAACUUCGUCGCCGGCUCCGCCAUCUUCAACACCGAGGACUACAAGGCGACCAUCGACACGAUGCGCGCCGAGCUGGCCAAGGUGCCCGUCCCCGGCAAGGAGUUCGCGCUCUACUGAUGUCCGCCGCAGCAGCUUGCACCACACACCCCGUGUCACUCAGCGGGCUCGUGCUCGGGCGGAGGGCCGCGCGAGGCUCCGGUACGGCGCCGCGCGGUACCUUGCACUCUUGCCCUCGAGCCUGCUCCUCUCCUGGCUCUCAUACAACACUGUAGCGUAUAUUGGCCGCCCCGCGCAGCGCGCGCGCCCAGAUGUCGCGCGCGCCGGCGGGAUGUGAGGUUUCUCCUGUGUCUUGACGUCGACGCGCGCUCUCUCUCCUCUACCUCCGCGAUCCGCGUUUUAAAUACAUCAUAACAUGUACAUGUGCAUGUGCUAAAUCAAACUCGACGCGCGGCGGAAAGCGAGCUCGGGGCGCGACGAGCUGCACACCGCACCCGCGCCCCCUUCCGGCGUACUCCUCCGCUUCUUCUCCACCGCCCGGGACAUCCCCGCUGCGCCGUGGCGAGGCGUGAGCGCUGUUUCGACGGCCAACCAACCGUACGCUAGGACGCGGUGAGCAGCUAGGACGCGGUGAGCAGCUGGUACGAGAGCGCGCUGAAGAAGGCGUCGAGCCCGCGCCUCCCCGCCCUCCGCACCAGGCUCGGCGCAAAGAUCACCAUCCGAGAGCGGGGCGCCGCCGUCGCGACAAGGGUGCCUCCCG